UCUAAAGUGAACAAGUAAUCCAAAAUGCGAGCUGCCGUCGUGUUCGUCGUUGUGAUUUUCGCACUCUUCGGUGUCCUGGAGGCCGUGCCCGCUCCUCAGUUUGGACUCGGUGGAUAUGGCGGAUAUGGCGGAUAUCCCGGCUAUGGAGGAUACGGCGGAUUUCCCAGCUACGGCGGAUACGGAGGAUAUCCCGGCUACGGUGGAUUCAACCGCGGCUUCGGCGGAGCCAGUGCUUCGGCGUCCUCUUCGGCUUCCGCUGGCGGCUUCGGUGGUGGCUUCUACGGAUAAAGAGCCUUCUAGAAUAAUUACUACUGUACCUAUUUAAUUAUAAUAAAUGAAAUUCAAUACUCUUGUGACUCCAAAA
Drosophila ficusphila is the source of this 364-nucleotide messenger RNA. Its product is annotated as neuropeptide-like protein 30. Lineage: Eukaryota; Metazoa; Arthropoda; Insecta; Diptera; Drosophilidae. Bases 25 to 288 code for a protein of 87 amino acids. The record is from RefSeq and is a predicted model, not a curated record. The transcript has a single exon.